Nematocida minor is the source of this 1248-nucleotide messenger RNA. Its product is annotated as transcription initiation factor TFIIH subunit 4. Gene Ontology annotation, molecular function: double-stranded DNA binding; ATPase activator activity. Lineage: Eukaryota; Fungi; Microsporidia. Gene Ontology annotation, cellular component: transcription factor TFIIH holo complex; transcription factor TFIIH core complex. Bases 1 to 1248 code for a protein of 415 amino acids. The transcript has a single exon. Gene Ontology annotation, biological process: nucleotide-excision repair. The record is from RefSeq and is a predicted model, not a curated record.
AUGGCUGAGUGCCCAGUUGGAAAGUUCUUGGAGAAAGUGAAAGAGCUUCCGGAAAAAGAAAAGUACAGCGGCCCUGUUAUUCUGUCCCUGUUUAAGCUGCUGGACUCGAACGAGAAAAAAGUUUUGUUCUCUCUGCUGGCCAGUAACAUAUCAGUUCGCAGGAUAAAGGAAGACUUGGUGAAGAAACUCUUUCUGCUGGGAGUGCUUACAGUGGAGGCCGAGUGCUACACGCUGCGCCAAGAGGUGCGAGACACUUUCUUGGCUGCAUGCACAAAACCGGUGGAAGAGAGCAUUUUGGUGAAAACCGAGAUAGCACACACCAGCAUUUCACCUGAUAGAGCAGAGUAUGCGCCAAUUGGAGGCUCACGCAGGGAGCAAAUAUCAGCAAAGAAAAAAAACACAACAGACGGAGUGUAUAGCAAUAUGCUGUACAAAAAUAUUUCAAAUAAGCCCGAUGCCAACAAAACAAUUCGCCGGCUGAUGCUGAGCACUGGAGUCAUCAACAAAGAAGGGCUAACGUACAAAGGGUUCAACUUUCUGCUGACAGGGAGAAAGCACCAGAUGUGGUCUCUGAUUCUUGCGCACAUUCAGGAAGACCCGCGGACCAGCCAAAGCGAAAUUCUUACGCUCUGCGAGCUUCUGACUAAAGACCCAAAAAGAGUCUAUGCUCUGGACAGCACACAGCACUCCAGGAUGCUAGGCCUCUUUGAGUCUCUUGGGCUGCUCGUGAUCGAGGAAGGGCUCGUCUAUUUUUCUCCCUCUUUCUCGCUGCUUUUUAACGAUGAAGAGGGGAGCAGCAAGUUUCUUCUUUUGGAAAGCAACUUUAGAUUGUACAUAUACAGCAACAGCCCUCUGGACAUCUUUAUUAUUUCCCUUUUCAGCAUAAAAAUGCGCGAUUUUCCAAAUAUGAUAGUUUCGAUGAUUAACGAAGAGAGCAUACGGCAGGCCCUUGCGUGCGGCAUAACAGCAGGACAGAUAAGGCUCUAUCUGAACCAGAACAGCAUGUAUCCUAUAAACGAGAACGUGCUGGAGCAAAUUCGCCUGUGGGAAAAAAGAAUGAACAGAAUACAGUCGUGGGAGUCGUACAUAUUCAGCAACUUUUUGAACUACAAAGACUUUCUGCUCGUUGAGUCGUACUGCGACAGCAAGACAAUAGAGUACAAGUCCUAUCGAGACAAAAGAGCUCUUGUUGUGGGAAUGGACAGCUAUGAGGACGUAAAAGGGUUUAUUCGAAUGAACAUAAAAUAG